Nelumbo nucifera (sacred lotus) is the source of this 1380-nucleotide messenger RNA. RefSeq lists its product as uncharacterized. Gene Ontology annotation, molecular function: DNA binding. Lineage: Eukaryota; Viridiplantae; Streptophyta; Magnoliopsida; Proteales; Nelumbonaceae. The record is from RefSeq and is a predicted model, not a curated record.
UAGGAACGAGAGAGAGAGAGAGAGAGAAAGAGAGAUCCGGGAGGGAAAGAGCGAAGAAGAACAAAUUAGCUUUCGACGCAACGACGUGUCUCUCUGACGCUCUGACUGGAAAUGGCGAGCUCGGUAGUGGAGAAGGAAACACAAACGCCAGGGAAGGAGGAAGUAGUAUCCGUCGAACUCACGGCACCUACUGGCUGGAAGAAAAAGUUCAUACCCAAAAAAGGAGGGACACCUAAGAAGAAUGAAAUCAUAUUCAUUGCUCCUACUGGGGAGGAGAUCAAUAACAAAAGGCAGUUGGAACAAUAUCUCAAGUCACAUCCUGGUGGACCUGCAGUAUCAGAGUUUGAUUGGGGCACUGGUGAGACACCGAGGAGAUCAGCAAGGAUCAGUGAGAAGGCAAAGGCAGCUCCACCACCAGAACCUGAACCUCCAAAGAAGAGAAGCAGGAAAUCAUCGGGUUCAAAGAAAGACAGUAAUGAAACAGAAGUCUCCCCUGAAGGAUCUGAAAAGAAAAAUGAAGUUCAGAUGCAAGAAGCAGAGGCUGACAAGAAAAAUAUUGGAGAAAUAAAGAUGGAGAAAGCUGUUACUGCAGAAAAUGAAGGUAUGAAUGAAGACAAAAAGCAGGAUGAUUCUGGAGAGGCAUCUGUGGACAAAUCUGAUGUUGGAAAGGAUAUUAAAGGUGAUGAAUUAACCAAGAACGAUAGCACAGAAACUGAAGCUGCUGACGCUGAGAAAGCUCAGGUCCCAGAAAAGGGAGAGCCAUUGCAGACAGAAGCAGAUAAAAAAGAUUGCCUAAAUCAUGCUGAACAAGAGAAACCAGAGACAGCUGUUGCCAAUGAAGUGAAGCAUGAAGAGGUGGGUGAGAAAAUGAAGCACAACAAAAGUCCACCUGAACCCAUUGGGGAAAUCAAGGAAAACCAAUCAGGACCUGCAAACGAGGAUCAAUAUGGUUUGCACGUUGAAGAGAAAGGUAAAAAGACGGAGGGGCCCGUGAUAGAGAAUUGCAGCCAGAACGGAGAAGCUGGGGAGACCAAGACGCAGGAGGUCAACCAAAUUGGACGAGUCGGUUCACAACAACCUCCUCCUGCACCUGCUCCAGUGAGCUGUUGAAUGUAAUGUCCUCUUUACCUUAUCUUUUACACUUCCCAUGGCUUACUCCAUCUCUUGUGUUCUUUGGAUGACUGUAAUCUCAAAUGUUGAUGUCAGAUAAGAUUUUUACCUGUAUCAUGGUAGAACGGGCCUCUAAUGCUGCAGCUUUUUGUUGCAUAGGGGAGGAUUUAGAUUGAACCUUGUAGCUAUUGCCUGAAAUUGUGAUCUCCAACACUAGCUAAUAUGUUAUGUAAUCUGCUACUGAUCUCUAAUCUUACUGUUUUUGAACCA